AUGAGCCGCGCGGCGGGGAGCGGCGCCCCCCGCCCCGCCGAGCCACCCCGGGAGCACGGCGCCCCGCCGGAGCUGCCGCCCGCCGCCGGGGCAGGGGAGGCGAGCGGCGAUCCCCCCGCGGAGCCGGAGAGCUCCGGCCGCGGCCGCUCCCCCAGCGCCGCCGAGGGCCGGAGGGGCGGCUCGGAGAGCGGCCGUGGCUCGGCGGCGGCGGGCGACAAGCCCGAGACCCGCUCGGUGUGCAGCAGCGAGAGCGGCAGCGGCAGCCAGCCCGGCGGGGCCGGCCCCAUCUGUAAGAUCUGCUUCCAGGGCCCCGAGCAGGGCGAACUGUUAAAUCCUUGCCGCUGCGAUGGGUCAGUACGAUACACACAUCAACUUUGCCUGUUAAAAUGGAUAAGUGAAAGAGGGUCGUGGACCUGUGAACUCUGCUGCUACAGAUACCAUGUUAUUGCAAUUAAAAUGAAGAAGCCUUGCCAGUGGCAAAGCAUUACUAUAACACUGGUUGAGAAAGUGCAGAUGGUUGCUGUAAUCCUAGGAUCUCUGUUCUUAGUAGCAAGUGUGACUUGGCUUCUAUGGUCAGCCUUCAGCCCCUAUGCAGUAUGGCAAAGAAAGGACAUCCUUUUUCAAAUCUGCUAUGGAAUGUAUGGUUUUAUGGAUCUAGUGUGCAUAGGACUUAUUGUACAUGAAGGUGCAUCUGUUUAUCGAGUGUUUAAGCGCUGGAGGGCUGUGAAUCUACACUGGGAUGUGUUAAAUUAUGAUAAAGCUACAGAUAUAGAAGAGAGCAAUCGAGGAGAAUCCUCAGCAGGAAGGACAUUGUGGUUACCGCUGACUGCAUUUAGAAACAGAAAUUUAGUUCACCCAACACAGUUAACCUCACCAAGAUUUCAGUGUGGCUACGUAUUGUUACAUCUAUUCAACCGCAUGAGGCCUCAGGAAGAUUCAUCAGAGGAUAACGGCUCUGGGGAAGUAGUGAUGAGAGUGACCUCAGUGUAAUGAUUACACUCACUGUGCUACACAGAUAAGGAUAAUGUGUCCUGAUGUUACAGGGCUUUGGAAU
Cygnus atratus (black swan) is the source of this 1054-nucleotide messenger RNA. It is a transcript of the gene MARCHF11, whose product is annotated as membrane associated ring-CH-type finger 11. Gene Ontology annotation, biological process: protein ubiquitination. The coding region runs from base 1 to 990 and encodes 329 amino acids. Lineage: Eukaryota; Metazoa; Chordata; Aves; Anseriformes; Anatidae. The record is from RefSeq and is a predicted model, not a curated record. The transcript has 4 exons. Gene Ontology annotation, molecular function: ubiquitin-protein transferase activity; zinc ion binding.